This is a messenger RNA of Lathyrus oleraceus (garden pea), 1741 nucleotides long. RefSeq names its product glycosyltransferase BC10. Gene Ontology annotation, molecular function: glycosyltransferase activity. The transcript is spliced from 2 exons. Lineage: Eukaryota; Viridiplantae; Streptophyta; Magnoliopsida; Fabales; Fabaceae. The coding region runs from base 411 to 1643 and encodes 410 amino acids. The record is from RefSeq and is a predicted model, not a curated record. Gene Ontology annotation, cellular component: membrane.
CAAUUGUGAAACAUUCCACAUGAAAAAACACUAGUACUAUGUCGUCUAAUGUUACACAAUUAUAUAUUUAUUGGUUCGGUUUUCUUUAUUGUAACGAAAUGUUACGUCUUUCCAAAACCAGCUAUAACAGUUGGCAAGUUUUAGCUUUUCUACAAAGCUGUCAUAUUACAAUCGCUUAAUCCAAAACUGUUAUCAUUCCUAGGGAGCAUAAAACAAAGUGUAAUUACAAAGUUUUAGUAUCAUUCCUAGUAUAUAUUUUUUGAUCUUUCUCUGUAAUUUCAGAGUUUUCUCUUCUUGUUUUGUUGAACUCUUUCAUUUGAUCUUGUUUGUUACAAGAGAUUUAUUUUUUGAGUCACGUAUUUAUAAUUAUAACAUAACUUAGGUAAAAAAAAAUCGAAAGUUUCAUUUUUAUGUUUGAAAAAAUGAAGGGUUCAAAUAAUCAAUACCAAUCAAACUAUGUUUCAAAGAUUUUCAAUGUUCAGCUCCACUUUAUAAAUUUUCUCACCUAUGUUCUAGUUUUGACCUUUGGUUUAACACUUGGGAUAAUCUUAAGUUUCUAUCUUAAAGAGUGCACUUUUAGUUUACAAUUCACUCAGUUAUCGCUCUCUUCUAUACAGAAAACACCGUCGUUGCCACCGCCGAUUGCGGUGAAACAAGAACGGGUAGGAUUGAAGGAUUUUCUUAAGGUUCCUCCAGUUAUGCAUGAUAUGGAUGAGGAAGAAUUGUUAUGGAGAGGUUCUAUGACAUCGAAGAUAUCUGAAUAUCCUUUCGAUCGAGUUCCGAAAGUUGCUUUCAUGUUUUUGACAAGAGGUGCUGUGUUUUUAGCACCUUUGUGGGAACAGUUUUUCAAAGGACAUGAAGGGUAUUACUCAAUUUAUGUUCAUUCUAAUCCUUCUUAUAAUGGAUCACACCCUGAGAGUCCUGUUUUUCAUGGUAGGAGAAUUCCGAGUAAGGAAGUUGAAUGGGGCAAUGUGAAUAUGAUUGAAGCCGAGCGUCGGUUACUAUCGAACGCACUUCUCGAUAUCUCGAACCAACGAUUUGUUCUACUAUCAGAAUCUUGCAUACCGCUCUUCAACUUCACAACAAUCUACUCUUACUUAAUAAACUCUACAGAAAACUAUGUCAUGGCUUACGACGAUCCUAGCCCGGUCGGUCGCGGCCGUUAUAGCAUCCAGAUGUUACCUGAGGUUUCCCUCAGGCAAUGGAGAAAAGGGUUCCAAUGGUUCGAAAUGGACAGAGAGCUUGCUCUAGGAGUUGUGUCUGAUAGAAUAUACUUCCCAGUUUUUCAAGAGUAUUGCAAAGGUUCAUGUUAUGCAGAUGAGCAUUAUUUGCCAACUUUUGUUAGCAUAAAGUUUUGGGAAAGGAAUUCAAAUAGGAGUUUGACUUGGGUUGAUUGGUCAAGAGGGGGCCCACAUCCAGCUCAUUUUUUGAGGUCUGAUGUUAAUGUUCAGUUUCUGGAGAGCUUGAGGAGCAAGAAAUGUGCGUAUAAUAAUGGAAACAGCACCAAUGCUUGUUUUCUGUUUGCUAGGAAGUUCUUGCCUAGUACUUUAUCAAGGCUUUUGAAGAUUGCACCUGAGGUUAUGCAGUUUGAACACUAUGAUAAGCCCAAAAAACAUAAGCUAUCACUUAAACCAAUUAUUUGAUUCUUUUUUGUUUGUUUCAUCUUGUAAGUUUUUCAUUGUCCAGUAUAGACAUACACACACAAACUCAUUUGAUCAAUAUAGUUAAUUUCUUUCAUGGA